CACACAUGUGUAGAAGGCUGAGAAAAGUCACACACUCAUUGCAGACUUUCAGAUUGUAUUUUUUAUCGUCCCUUCCAUUGAGCCGUACAGAUUUCCCACACGUAGUCUCUGAGGAUAUAUGCCAGACAUUUCAUUGCUUUUGGUGCCAGGACUACACCGUAGAAAGUAACGUAAUAUCGACUUAAACGCUUCUGCAAGGUCACUGAAAUUCUAUCAUAACAGGAAAAAACACCAGGUUCAGAAACAAGACUCAAAGGAAAUUUCAUACGCUAUUGUAAUUUGUAAUAAUGUAUAGUUUUAAGUGUUUAUUCGUAGUUUUUGCAUUGAGUAUUAUAAACACGAAGGCAGCAAGAUCUCAAGCAAGUGAAGAUGAGGAAACUCAUGAAGGAUUUGAACAAAAAAUCCUGCUAGGAGAGGCAGAAACUAAAGAAUACUACAAGUUAUCCGAGAAAGAAAAAGCUCAACGUCUAAGAAUACUCGUUGAGAAAAUGGACAAAGACAUGAACGGGACCAUUGACGAGGAAGAACUAUUGUCUUGGAUUGAGAGGAACCAUGUUGCUUACAUCAUACGAAGAUCCAGAGAGUUCUUUGAAGAUACUGAUGAAAACAACGAUGGGUUUGUGAUGUUUGAUGAAUAUGAGAGAAUACAUUAUCAAAAUGACCGAGCACCAAAGAAUUACAAAAACACGACCCUCUACCGACAUGAAAAACGGCGAUUUCGCUUUGCAGACCAGGACAACAGUGGGAGCCUGACCCUCAAGGAGUUUAUUUACUUUCUGCACCCUGACGAAGGCAAACAUAUGCUAGAGUGUAUUGUGGAGGAAACUAUCGAUAACAUAGACAGAGAUAACGAUGGGCUGAUCUCAGUGAAGGACUAUAUAGGGGAAGGGAUUCUUGACAUGAAUGGAGAGCAAUUCGUUGAAGCUGUGAAAGCAUUCAAAGAACUGGAUAAGAACGGUGAUGGAGUACUUAAUAAGGAAGAAGUGACGAAAUGGAUUAGACCAGAUCGAAAAUCAACUGCUGCAAAGGAAGCCAAACACAUGCUUGAACAUGGUGAUAAGAAUAAGGACGCACAGUUAUCAUACGAGGAAGUCGUUUCCAUGGGUCAAAUGUUGGAGACAAGUAAAGCCACUCAGUACGGUCAAGUACUACAUCAUAUCAAACCAGAAAAACAGGAGUUAUAGGGUCCUUGAGCGACAAAAAUACAUGAAUAAGGAAAAUAAAGAUGUACGGUUUA
Molecule: messenger RNA, 1237 nt
Organism: Actinia tenebrosa (Australian red waratah sea anemone)
Lineage: Eukaryota; Metazoa; Cnidaria; Anthozoa; Actiniaria; Actiniidae
Product: reticulocalbin-2
Cellular component (GO): endoplasmic reticulum
Molecular function (GO): calcium ion binding
Source: RefSeq, a predicted model, not a curated record